ACAACCAGAGCGAAGCAGCUCGCUGCAGAUCAGACGGGUUUGAAUCUUUUCUCUUGUGAUUUGAUGGCAGCAGUAUGGACCUGCAGCUCGGCAUUAUGGGUCUGAAACCAGGAAUUCUGGCUGAGUUGCGUUCAGCUGCUUCUUUCUGGAUUAGAUUAAAUCUCUAAAGGGAUUCUCAAACUGUUUUCUCAUUGACACAGAAGUUUAGCUGAUUUCAGGGUUUUGAUCAUUUGAUCCCACUAAGACGUGAAAAUGGCGUUCAUGCCGGUGAAGUUCAACCUGCAGAAGCGGGUGAAGCUGGCUCAGGGUCUGUGGAUGAUCUACUGGCUCUCGGUCAUCGUGGGGAUUCUCCUCUUCGGCCUCGGCAUCUUCUUCAAGAUCGAGCUGCGGAAGAGAAGCGAGAUGAUGGACAACAACGAGAGCCACCUGGUGCCCAACCUGUUAAUCCUGGUGGGCUCGUUGGCCUGCGGGCUCAACGCCUUCGGGGGAAAAGUGUGCCACGACUCUCUGGACCCCAUCAAGUUCGCCAAGUGGAAACCGAUGCUGAAGCCAUUCCUGCUGCUGUGCUGCGGCUUCAACGCACUGCUGCUGCUGAUGGCACUGCUGUGCUUCCUCAUGCAGUUCGCCGUGUACCUGACGCUGGCCGAGGGCCUUAAGAACAGCAUCAAGUUCUACAAGGACACCGACACGCCGGGACGCUGCUUCAUGAAGAGGACCUUGGACAUGACGCAGAUCGAGUUCCGCUGCUGCGGCAACAACAACUUCAGGGACUGGUUCGAGGUGCAGUGGAUCAGCAAUCGCUACCUGGACAUGAGCAAUGACCUGGUGAAGGAGUGA
Messenger RNA from Anarrhichthys ocellatus (wolf-eel), 837 nucleotides. Its product is annotated as peripherin-2-like. The transcript has a single exon. Gene Ontology annotation, biological process: visual perception. The record is from RefSeq and is a predicted model, not a curated record. Gene Ontology annotation, cellular component: membrane. The coding region runs from base 253 to 837 and encodes 194 amino acids. NCBI's taxonomy places the organism in Eukaryota, Metazoa, Chordata, Actinopteri, Perciformes, Anarhichadidae.